Molecule: messenger RNA, 1952 nt
Organism: Plectropomus leopardus (leopard coralgrouper)
Lineage: Eukaryota; Metazoa; Chordata; Actinopteri; Perciformes; Serranidae
Product: tRNA selenocysteine 1-associated protein 1-like
Biological process (GO): selenocysteine incorporation
Cellular component (GO): nucleus
Molecular function (GO): tRNA binding
Source: RefSeq, a predicted model, not a curated record
CGUAAAGACGUAAUGUUAAUGUGCUUCGCUUUCCUCCUUUACCACUGUGCUAGGCAAGUUAGCAUGUGCAGCCCCGAGGGUUCCGCUUAAUUUACACCGUCAGUACAUUCAUAUUGGAAAGUUCAUAUCUUCGGCAAAAACAUGAGCACGCUAUGGAUGGGCAACCUGGAGGCCUACAUGGACGAGAAGUUUAUCACCAGAGCCUUUUCCACCAUGGGAGAGCAGGUGGUUAAUGUGCGCAUCAUACGCAACAAGAUGACAGGUGUGUCGUCACCCAGGGGUGCCCUGGGUUACUGUUUUGUGGAGAUGGCAGAUGAGGCCACAGCUGAGAGGUGUCUCCGCAAAAUCAACGGAAAAGCCUUACCAGGAGCCAAUCCGCCCACAAGAUUCAAGUUAAACCGAGCCACCUUUGGGAAACAAGACAGUGGGCAGAUGUACUCUCUGUUUGUGGGAGAUCUGACACCAGAGGUGGAUGAUGGGAUGCUUUAUGAGUUCUUUUACAACCGCUACCCUUCCUGUCGUGGUGGAAAAGUGGUGCUGGACAGCAUGGGCAACUCCAAGGGCUGUGGCUUUGUUCAGUUCCCAGACGAGCGGCUGCAGAAGCGGGCGUUGGAUGAGUGUCAGGGUGCUGUGGGACUCGGCGGUAAACCUCUGAGACUGAGCCUGGCUGCUAACAAUUUAAGGAACAGACAGCAGCAGCAGCAGCCAUCAGAGCACAGAUCCUGGCAGUCCAGCUCUGCAUACAGACACAGCUAUGACCAGUACAACCAGUACCAGCAGCAGGCCUAUCCUGGCUAUUACUCCUCCUGGGGCUACGAUCAGACUGCAGGAGGCUACGGCUACAACUACCAGCAGUAUGAUUACACACAGUAUCCCCCAGCACAGGAAACUGAAGCUGUUGAGGAUGAUGGACUUGAAGACCCCAGUCCGGAGCUGGAUGUGGUGGAGGCCAACAGGAAGUUCAUGGAGCUGAGUGAGGAACUGUACAAUGCUCUGAUCGAGUGUCACUGGCAGCCAGCAGACUUCUCUGCAGAGCAGGACUAUCUGACCUCAAGCCUGCCAGAGCCCAUUUACUGCUGAAACUCAGCACGGCGGACAUUCUAUUUACACCUCUCUGCUGACAGGAUGGAUUAUUUUUUAAGGACGUAAAGGAAACAAGUCAUGGUGAUGGAUCUAAAAAAAAAUAUUUUUGAUUUAUUUAUGAAUCCAAAGGAUUACAUGUUUGUCAGUAUCACUGCUUUGUCUCCAAAUGUAAAGAUAGACACAGUUGUUAACAAUCAAAUCUUAGAAACUAGAAUGACAUCAAUGUAAACAGAGCCAAAGAAAAGAAAUACCAGACAUGAAUCGAUACUUUGGUUCUCCUACACAAGGAGUUGACCUCAUACAGGAUUGUGUUGGUGUUCAGAAGAUAAACUGACAUCCCUGUCUAAAGGUCCAGUCAACAUGCUAUAUGAUGUCAUUUACGCGGAGGAAAAUGUGUGUGAUGGUGAAAGUUGUGUUUUCAGUGCAUUCAGUCUCUGCCCCCCUGGUUGGAUCCAUCUCUCUUCAGUUCAAAGUCAUCAAAAGCCCAAAUGUUCCUUCACUCUUUACAUUACACACAUCCUCUGUAAGAAGAGCGUACAGACUCAGCAGCAGAUCCACUACCGUCAGUACAUCAGUACAUCAGUGAUGUGCUGGUGGAAAAUCAGUUUGACCAAUCAUCAUUGUGUUUCAACAGUCCUUCAGACAGGAGAAGAUACGACAGUGUGAACAGAUGCUUGAUGAGUUUUUUAGUUUUUCAGAUCUAGUUUAAAGUAGAUCGGGAGCUGUUGUCUUUAACACCACCUUAAACCUGAAUGUGCAAAAGUUCACCUUAUUUAACAAAAACUGCAUCAUGACCCACACACAAGGGACAUUAACCAUUUUUGUUUAGAUGAGAACAUGUUAAUUAAAUAAAAAUGAUUUAAAGUGAA